GCAGUUUGUCCUCCAAACCGCUUGGUGGGUGGUAGCCGCGCCACUUCCGGCAACAGACCGUUGACUCUCUAGUCACCAACAGAACGGGGCAAAAGCGAUGUGAAUACUAACUAAUAUUAUUGUUAUAAGUAACUAUAAGUUUCUCCUCCAGGUAUGAACAGGAAACGGGCUCUCAUUUCAGAUACUUUCAAGGUGAAGAAAAGAAGAAAUGGCACACAGAAGUUUGGAGCUGUCAGUGAUGGAGAUGGACCGACUGACAUCAGAUCCACCCUUGAAUACCUCAUGACACUGUUCCCCAGGAAGCUCUUCAAUGACACCUUGCCUCAAAUUGUUCUUAAGCACCAGCUCUACAGCAUACACAAUGACAAGACUUUGGUGGACAAGGAGCUGAAUAAACUGCGGGAACGAGGAGAACUGCUAAUGUUCCAGCUCGGGUUUGAUGCUGACACUUUUGGGCUGGUUUUUGGUUCAGAUUACAAGGCCAAAGUGCUGGCUGGAGAGGAGGGCAGAGCGACACGAGCAACGGUGGAGAAGUUUUUGCAAAAAUUGCCCUCUCCUUGCACAGACCUGAGCUUCACCAAAGACAAGAUGCUCAGGGAGUUCCUCUUCACAGACUCUGAGAUAACGCAGCUGGUCAAGUCAGGUGUCCUCACGGUAAGGGACGCAGGCAGCUGGUGGCUUUCCAUUCCCAACUCUGGCAAAUUUACAAAGUACUUUAUACAAGGUCGUAAAGCAGUGCUUGGCAUGGUGAAGAAGUCCAAAUAUAGUGAAAUCUUAAAGGCAGAGCUAGAGGAGCGGCGAACAACCUCACAUGUGAAAUUCCACAUGAAAUACCAUAUCCAUGACAUUGUUGGUGCAGAGCUGGUAGAGAGCAUACCUACAACUUCAGGGAUAUUGUUGAGAUUUGUUGAGCCCUGAACCACGGCAACAAGAUUGAAAUCGUGCUCGAUCGAAGCCAAUGAGUGACUGUUUUUCUUUGAGGACUGUUAGUAAAUUAAUUUAAGAUUUCAGAGUUUGAUUCUGUGCCAAAUGCAUUAUAAAAACCUUGUGGGUUUAUGAAUUGUCAAUUAUGUUGACAUGACGUUCACUGUAAUAAAAUGCAUGCAUGUCAUUAUUGUACCUAUGUGCACACCAUGGAAGCACUUUGUUACAGCUGUUCCCUUUCUUUGAUGUUUUAACUUUGAUUUACAAUCUGUCCAGACUGUAUGAAAUAGGAUCCAGUCAGCUGUGUUGCCAGAAUUGACUGACAAGUGGCCCAAUGAGAGUCUAAAACUAAUCUAAUAUACAUUAUAUACAUAUGGCUUUCCUGAUUACAAGGAGGUGCCUCAGGUCUUUUGUUUAAUUUGUAUAAUCAGGUCUUCUUUAAAUCCAGUUAUAUUGAAAAAAGAUUUCCAGCCAGUCUUAGAUAAUGUUCCAUUAAGUGUAUUUUUUAGUGUAACAAGUAUUUACUUAUAUUAACCAAUACAAGCCUUUUCAAUGAUUGUUUUAAAUCACAUAACUGACUAUGUAGUUAUUUCAGGUCAACAAAAACAUCAACAGUAACUGAUUUUAACCUGAAGCCUCUCAAUUUGCCCAUUGCGUCUACAUGUUCCAAUAUAGUCUACGGCAGGGAUGGGCAACAUUUGUGAUAAAGAAGGCCACAAUAAAAUAUGUAUUUUUACCCACAUAGCUAGCUUUUAGAGGCAGUGAUGUUUCCCGUUUAGCAUUACUGCACGGGACUCUAUCACCGCCUCAAAACCGACGCGACACCUGUCCAUCCAUAGACUAUACAGCCUGUGGUCACUACAUACGUGGCCAUCCCAGACUGACGUCGGGUUAACUUUUUACCGCAGGCCGCUGCUUUUUUUUCCGGCUUGCCAAGUGCCAUGACCCGCCGCAGUAGGCUACUAGCUACCUGCAUUCACAAUAAAUGUAGAGACUUGCGUUUUCGCCGUACGGUCACUGCGGGGAAAUGUAGCUAAAUGCAACUGAUCGCUCACUAGCCUGCUCCUUCUUACACAAAUUUAACUCUGGUAGACUCGCUCUCUCCUCGUUUUUCAACCUGAAAU
Molecule: messenger RNA, 2048 nt
Organism: Etheostoma spectabile (orangethroat darter)
Lineage: Eukaryota; Metazoa; Chordata; Actinopteri; Perciformes; Percidae
Product: serine/threonine-protein kinase 19
Exons: 7
Coding region: 154-918 (254 amino acids)
Biological process (GO): positive regulation of Ras protein signal transduction
Source: RefSeq, a predicted model, not a curated record